CCUAACCUGAUAAAUUAGGUCUCCCACCGCCGCCGCCCACUGCCAGGCAUCCUCUUCCAGGCGAAGUCGCCGGAAAAAGCUCCUCUUUGGUAUCUACUCCUUCGCCGGAAAAUUGGUACUCUAAUCUGGCCUCCAAGAUCAGGGCAAGGAAGAUAAGCUUGAUUCGACUGCCCCCUUUCGUCCGCUGCAGCCGCCUCGCGGCUGUCACUGCCGUACGUUUCAUCAUUACACCAUUGUAAUCACCAUCCUCGGAGAUGAAGCUCGACGUAAACUCUCUGAGGUAUUUGUCCAAGGACGAUUUUAGGGUUCUCACGGCUGUCGAGAUGGGCAUGAGAAACCAUGAACUUGUUCCAGCUGAGCUCGUUGAUCGCAUUGCGGGCCUCAGGCAUGGUGGGACGUAUAAAGUGUUGAAAAAUUUGUUGAAGCAUAAGCUAGUGCAUCACGAUUCUUCCAAGUAUGAUGGUUUCCGUCUCACAUAUCUUGGAUAUGAUUUCCUUGCUAUUAAAACUCUUGUCAAUCGUGGUGUGUUUAACGCUGUAGGUCGUCAAAUUGGCGUGGGAAAGGAAUCAGACAUAUUUGAGGUUGCUACCGAAGAUGGAACAAUUUUGGUGAUGAAGUUGCAUAGGCUCGGGAGAAUGUCUUUUAGAGCUGUGAAGUCUAAGCGUGACUAUUUGAAGCACCGAAGUAGUUACAAUUGGCUCUAUUUAUCACGACUUGCAGCCCUUAAGGAGUUUGCUUUUAUGAAGGCACUAGGAGAACAUGAAUUUCCAGUUCCAGAUGCUAUUGAUUGUAACCGACAUUGUGUAGUCAUGUCACUUGUUCAAGGUUAUCCACUUGUCCAAGUUCAACAGUUGCAGAACACAGAUGAAGUAUUGGAGACAAUUGUUGGUCUUGUUGUUCGCUUGGCAGAACAUGGUCUUAUACAUUGUGACUUCAAUGAGUUCAAUAUCAUGAUAGAUGAUAAUGAAAAGGUCACCAUGAUUGACUUUCCACAGAUGGUAUCAGUUUCUCAUCGCAAUGCAAAAAUGUACUUUGAUCGCGAUAUUGAGUGCAUUUUCAAGUUCUUUGCCAAAAGGUUCAAACUUGUGUAUGAAGAUGAUGAGUGUGACGGGGCAGAAGCUGAUGAGGAGGAAAAUGGAAGGCCAUCUUUCUCUUCUAUAGCUAAAUCUGUUGGUUUCUUGGACAGGGAACUUUCUGCCAGCGGUUUUACACGAAAAGAUCAAGAUGACAUAGAGAAGUUUAUUGAAGGAGGAACAGAGCAAACUGACAUUACAAGUUCUGAGGAUGAACUUGAGGAGCAAGUGCAAGCAGAAACUGAAACAGAUGCUUCUAUUGUACAAAAUAUGGAUUUAUUAAAGUUAGAAGAUCAGAAUGAUGAGAAGAAAUCUGAGGAUGAUACUUCAUGUAAUGAAAAUGGAGAAAAUGAUGAUGGAAUAUUGCAACCAGGGCAAAGCUCAGAAAAGGACAGUGAUAAUGAAUCUGAUGAUGGAGAUGAUGAUGAACUAACAAAGCGACUAUACAGACAGAGGCGGCGAGCCAUAGCAGCAGCUCAAGGCACAAGGAGGACAGGAUCAAGAAAUGCUUACAAGGACAAGGGAGGCAAGUCUGGGCACAAUUCGAAGGUUCAGAGACAAUUUUGCAAGUGGUGAUGCAAGUAUACUUGCCCACUUCUCGGUUUUCUUUAUCAAUAUUCCCACUUGAAUCUAUUGUUCCCAGAGUAAAAGAUAAGAUAGUUACAACUGGGGGCUUGUGUGUUUUGCCCUCUCAUAUAGUUGUAAAUCCUCCAUAAACUUUGUUGCAUUUCAUGUUCGAGGUGUGGAUUUUCUGAUGUCAAGUAGGCCUAACUUAUUUCUUUUUAAAACUCUAUGCUAGCAGAAUUUAGAAGGAUAAAAUGGAAUGAGAAUUGAGAAUUAAGGUCAAUGAUAAAAUGGAAUGGUCCAAUCUUUUUCUCU
This is a messenger RNA of Zingiber officinale, 1952 nucleotides long. RefSeq names its product serine/threonine-protein kinase rio2-like. NCBI's taxonomy places the organism in Eukaryota, Viridiplantae, Streptophyta, Magnoliopsida, Zingiberales, Zingiberaceae. Bases 255 to 1649 code for a protein of 464 amino acids. The transcript is spliced from 13 exons. Gene Ontology annotation, cellular component: nucleus; cytosol; preribosome, small subunit precursor. Gene Ontology annotation, biological process: maturation of SSU-rRNA; protein phosphorylation. The record is from RefSeq and is a predicted model, not a curated record. Gene Ontology annotation, molecular function: ATP binding; protein serine/threonine kinase activity.